UCCCAACACCAGCAGCUUGGCCCACUCCCCAUGGGACAGCAGCAGCGCCUGGGACUCUGGCAGCAGCAAGACCGAUGGGUGCCACUGCUUUGUUCCAGGGACUCCCAGGGACUCAAAGGAGGAGGAAUGGGUGACAUGGCCACAGGUGAAGCUGCUCUCAAGGUCAUCAGAUAGCAGCUCGGGGGCAGUGAAAAGGAUGAGGUGCAGCAGCUCAUGUUCCUGCACGCCAUCCACCCCGUGUGUCUCACUGCACAGCAGAGAUGGCAGGACACAUUGGAGCCACACUGCUGCAAGGCGACUGUGAUGGAGAGGAUUGUGCACCAUGAAACCUGCCCUGGAGUCAUAGCUGGAGACACACCUCCUGUGAGCUGCCCUGCAUGCUGUCUUCACCCUGGGCACAGAGAAGGACACAUCACCCAAGUCCAGGCUCUGCACAAGGUCAUGCCAGAGCUCCUGGAUGCCAUGCUGGGGAACCUGCUGGCAGAGUCCCCAGAAACAGACAGGCUCCACUACAUCUUUGAGCACAUUAACUACUGGAUCGUGUCCAGGGUGUUGCAGGAGAGAGCCAGGGCCACUAGGAGCAGCACGGCCCUGCUCAGAUUCACCAUCACCCUUCCUGUGUUUGAUAACUCCGCAGAAUUCCCCAGGCUGGGUCACUAUGUGGCACACCUGGCUCUGUUCAUCAGUGACCCAGGCGAGGACCUCAGCCGGCAGGCCAGGGAGGGGGUUUACUGGCUCUACCAGCUGCUGCUGCACCAGAGGGGGCUGACCAUCCAUGAGACCAAAGACCUGGCACCAGGACAGCUGGCUCCUGGGCUACAGGAACACGGCCAGUGUGCGGGAGGUCUUUGGCAAGUUCUUCUCACAGGGGCAGAGAAGAUUCUUCCUCUGGACGGAGGGCAGUGCUGGCCAUCCACGAUCUCCUACUGUGUGUCAGCUAGGCUGGGCUGCUCCUCGCCUACUCCCUCCUGGUGGAAGCCCAGGGGACAAGCAGGAGGAUGUCACAGCCAACGUGAUGUGCCAGCUCCGCAUUAUCCAGCACUUGCACCAGGUGCCUGGGGUGCUGCAAGGGCUGUGCCUCAUCUGAUGCCCUUAAAGGUUUCCCACCCAUAUUCAGCAACUCCCGCUCCCUGCUGCAGGUACUGCUCAGUCUCACUGUAAAUGGGAGGAUAGUGGAAGGGGAAAUGGAGCCCCCUAACACUGCCAGAAAUUCUCUCCCCUCUCUGUGGACCAGGGUCCUUCCCUCUUUCCCCAAACGUCCUUCAUCUGGGGCAUGAGCUCUUCCCCUCACUCCCAUUCCCUGCCCCUCUUUCCUUGGUCUGUCACCCAUCCCAUUCCCCCUGCUCCCAGGCAGAGCUCUCCCUGCCCCAUAUGGUGCAGAAGGGCCUUUGUGUUAGGGCUACAGCAUGUCUGCCCAACUGAAGCUCAGAAAGCUCCACAUCUGAAGAAGUGAGGAUGGGACAGAGGCUCAGGGCUAGCUUCACCUCCUGUCCUUUAUUCUACCUGUGGUCCUUCUAUGGGCUCUCAGGGUAUGUCUACACUACGGGAUUACUCCGAUUUUACAGAAAUCGAUUUUUGGAAACAGAUUAUAUAAAGUUGAGUGCAUGCGGCCACACUAAGCACAUUAAUUCGGUGGUGUGCGUCCAUAGUACCAAGGCUAGCGUCGACUUCCGGAGCGCUGCACUGUGGGUAGCUAUCCCAUAGCUAUCUCAUAGUUCCUGCGGUCUCCACUGCCUAUUGGAAUUCUGGGUUGAGAUCCUAAUGCCUGAUGGGGCAAAAAACAUUGUCGCAGGUGGUUCUGGGUACAUGUCGUCAGACCUCCCUCCCCCUCC
Molecule: messenger RNA, 1832 nt
Organism: Mauremys reevesii (Reeves's turtle)
Lineage: Eukaryota; Metazoa; Chordata; Testudines; Geoemydidae
Exons: 10
Coding region: 214-1161 (315 amino acids)
Cellular component (GO): cytoplasm
Source: RefSeq, a predicted model, not a curated record